Molecule: messenger RNA, 567 nt
Organism: Rotaria sp. Silwood1
Lineage: Eukaryota; Metazoa; Rotifera; Eurotatoria; Philodinida; Philodinidae
Source: the annotation of a GenBank genome assembly
AUGAAUUCUAAGUUUUUGGUUAUUGGUGUCGUGGUUGUAACAGCACUCGCUCUUGGACUUGGUAUCAUCAUUGGCCAUUUCGCUAUUACUAAACCAACUCACAACACGUCUUGGAAGCAUGAUCGUCUUACUAAAUCAGCUGAUCAACGAAAUUAUCAAACAUUCAUUGACUCUAUACAAGCAACGAACAUUGAAAUCAAUCUUAAAGAUCUCACUUCACGUCCUCAUCUAGCUGGUCUACCUGAAGAUUUAGAAAGUGCUCAAGUCAUCGAACAACGAUGGAUAACUGAUGGUUUAAAAGUAACGAAACCAAAAUAUAAUGUUCUUCUUUCUUAUCCUGAUGAUAAUAAUCCUAAUCGAGUUACUCUCACCAAUAGUGAUGGCACGCUCAUUUUUCAAACAGCUGGAGUUGAACAUGUCUAUGAUACAACACAACCAAAAACAGUUAAUCCAUUUAUUGCUUAUACACCUAAUGGAACUGUCUCUAGUGUAAGUUAUCAAUGAAUAUCAAUAAUUCAUUUCAUGUUGAAUAAUAUAUAGAGUAAACUGUACUAUGCUAACUAUGGU